Molecule: messenger RNA, 942 nt
Organism: Apodemus sylvaticus (European woodmouse)
Lineage: Eukaryota; Metazoa; Chordata; Mammalia; Rodentia; Muridae
Gene: Ibsp
Product: integrin binding sialoprotein
Exons: 6
Coding region: 1-942 (313 amino acids)
Biological process (GO): extracellular matrix organization; bone mineralization; cell adhesion
Cellular component (GO): extracellular region
Source: RefSeq, a predicted model, not a curated record
AUGAAGACUGCUUUAAUUUUGCUCAGCAUCUUGGGCAUGGCUUGUGCUUUCUCGAUGAAAAAUUUCCACCGAAGAAUCAAAGCGGAGGAUUCUGAAGAAAACAGGGUCUUUAAGUACCGGCCACUCUACUACGUUUAUAAGCAUGCCUACCUUUAUCCUUCUCUGAAACGGUUUCCAGUCCAGGGUGGCAGCGACUCUUCAGAAGAAAAUGGCGAUGGUGAUAGUUCGGAGGAGGAGGGGGAGGAAGAGGAGACCUCAAACGAAGAGGAAAACAACGAAGAAUCUGAGGGGAGUGAAGACCAGGAGGCAGAGGCAGAGAAUUCCACACUCUCAGGUGUAACAGCCAGCUAUGGAGCAGAGACCACAGCUGAAGCACAGACUUUCGAGUUAGCUGCACUCCAACUACCCAAGAAGGCUGGAGACGCAGAAAGCAGGGCUCCAAAAACGAAGGAAAGCGACGAGGAAGAGGAAGAGGAAGAAAAUGAGAAUGAAGAAGCAGAAGUGGAUGAAAACGAGCAGGUGGUCAACGGCACCAGCACCAACUCCACGGAGGUGUAUGGUGGAAACAGCAGCAGCGGAGGAGACAACGGAGAAGCAGAGGAGGCGAGCAUCACCGAAGCAGGCGCAGAAGGAACCACAGCGGGCAGGAAGCUGACCACUGUUGGCACCAAGACAGCUGACCUUCUGAACGGGUUUCAGCAGACGACCCCACCGCCCGAAGCCUAUGGGACCACCUCGCCACCAGUCAGAAGCAGCACCGCUGAGUACUGGGGAGAAUACGAACAAACCGGUAACGAGUACAACCGAGAGUAUGAAAUCUACGACAACGAGAACGGGGAGCCUCGCGGCGACACUUACCGUGCUUAUGAGGACGAGUACAGCUACUACAAGGGGCAUGGCUACGAAGGCUACGAGGGUCAGGAUUAUUACUACCGCCAGUGA